This is a messenger RNA of Dichomitus squalens LYAD-421 SS1, 2622 nucleotides long. RefSeq lists its product as uncharacterized. The coding region runs from base 1 to 2622 and encodes 873 amino acids. NCBI's taxonomy places the organism in Eukaryota, Fungi, Basidiomycota, Agaricomycetes, Polyporales, Polyporaceae. The transcript has 5 exons. The record is from RefSeq and is a predicted model, not a curated record.
AUGACUGCAUGUUGUUGUGCCUUUUCUCCAUCUCUGCAGGAACGGAGGGACAUCGAGAAUGCUGCGCGCCGCAAGACAUUCGUUGUUCCCUUUCCGAUCGCGACCGCAGGUGCCCCGAUUCUGCAAUCUGACAGAACUGGACCCUCCGAUUUAUGCCACACAGCUCACGAGAGCUAUCGCGCGGUCGUCGAGGAUCCAAACAACCCUAACCCCUAUGCUCCGUUCGCCUCAGAGCGGGAUUGGAAGGUUGGGAUGUGGGCGAAGACGCGCGGACCUGGUUCCACCGCAUUUACUGAGCUGCUUGCCAUAGAAGAGGUUGCCCAGCGGCUUGCUUUGUCUUACAAGCACACCCGAGGCCUCGAUCAAAUCAUCGACAAGCAGCUCCCACCCGCACGGCCUCGAUUCGAGCGCUACGAGAUUGUUGUUGCUGGGGAGGCGUUCGAGGUGUUCUUCCGUGAUGUGCUACAGUGUGUGGAGGCGCUCUAUGGAGACCCGGACUUCAUCGGCCUCCUCCUUCUUGUUCCCGAGCGCCAUUACACCGACAGCAAUAAGACCAGUAGGGUCUACUUCGACAUGAAUACAGGACAAUGGUGGUGGGCUACCCAGAAACAGUUGGAGAAGGACAAACCGGGUGCCACCGUGAUCCCCAUCAUCAUUUCAUCCGACAAGACGCAGCUUACCCUUAUUGGGAACAAGUCCGCGUAUCCCGUCUAUAUGACACUAGGCAACCUCCCCAAGGAUAUCCGCUGCAAGCCAUCUCGUCGUGGCCAGAUUCUUCUAGCGUACCUCCCAACUUCUCGUCUACAGCACAUCAAGAACAAGGCUGCACGUCGUCGCACCCUCGCAAACUUGUUUCACGCUUGUAUGGGCCGUGUCCUUGCGCCUCUCGCUUCUGCUAGCGUAACAGGAAUGAAGCUGGCAAGUGGGGAUGGUCUAGUCCGUCGUGGUCACCCCAUUCUUGCAACGUAUGUUGGGGACUACCCUGAGCAGCUUCUUGUCACCGGUUGCAAGACGGGGGAGUGUCCCAAGUGUCCUAUUGACCGGAAUGAUGUUGGCGAGUCCACAGACACAUCCCGGCCCCUUCGCGACCUAGACAAAAUCCUUCGUGCGAUAUCUGCGAUCGACGAGGGUCCCCGGGCCUUUACACGUGCAUGUGCCGAAGCUGGUAUCAAACCCAUCUGUCGUCCCUUUUGGGCGGAUUUGCCUUACACAGAUAUCUACCUUGCAAUUACUCCUGACGUUUUGCAUCAGCUCUAUCAGGGAGUUCUAAAGCACCUUGUUUCCUGGCUCCACGCCGCGUUCGGAACGGAGGAGAUUGAUGCACGCUGCCGCCGUAUGCCUCUGAAUCACAACCUUCGACACUUUGGCAAAGGCAUCUCAACGAUGUCGCGCAUCACUGGGAAGGAGCACCAGGACAUUGGUCGCAUCUUGCUAGGCCUUGUUGUAGGCCUGGAGCUGCCGGACGGACGGUCUGCGUUGCGCCUUGUUCGUGCUACAUGGGCAGUACUCAAUUUUCUCUACUAUGCGCAGUAUAGCACUCACACAACUGAAACUCUCCGCCUCCUAGAUGAGACACUGGUCGUUUUUCAUGACAACAAGGGGAUUUUCGUCGAAUUAGGCAUCCGCACUCACUUCCACCUCCCCAAACUCCAUUCUCUUGACCACUAUCGUCGCAGCAUUGAACUUUUCGGCACCACAGACAACUACGACACACAGUACUCCGAACGGCUUCACAUCGACUUUACCAAGGAUGCGUACCGUGCCACCAACCACAAGGAUGAGUUCGCACAAAUGACUAUCUGGCUUGAACGUAAGGAGAAGAUGCAGCGUCACGAGCGGUAUGUCCAAUGGUGUCUCACACAGACAGGCUCAAGUGGCCCAAACCGCAUCAAAAUGACGCGGUACCCUUCCGUUCGCGCUGUGAAGAUUACCUCAAUUCCUACCGACUAUGGUGCACAAUUUUUCCGCGACGCCCUCACCCGAUUCAUUGCCCAACGCAACUGUCCAGAAUUCACCCCUCAGCAAAUAGAGCGCGAGUCGGCGCGUGUAUUCUUGCCAUUUCAGGCGAUUCCAACAUAUCACAAGAUCAAGUUCUGGGUCCCUGACCCCCACAUCUGUGCAGCCCCUGGCACGCAGAUCUGUGACGUCAUUCAUGUGCGGCCGGCGCACAAGGGUAAGUAUGGCGACAUGCUUCCUGGUCGCUUUGACACUGCACUCGUGCGCGACACCAGGGCAAACGCACAGCAUGGCAUUCAUGGGUUGCAAGUCGCGCAAGUCCGUAUCGUCUUCAAGAUUCCCAAAAAGGCAGUCCCACUCCUGUUUCCGAAGCUCAGCGAGGAAGCGCGCCCUUAUGGCCACCUCGCAUAUGUUGAGUGGUUCAGCCCCUUCACCCAUCCUGAGCCUGAUCACUGCAUGUACCAGGUUUCCCGUGAUCUCGGAGGAGGAGGAGAGCGCACAGGUAGUAUCAUUGCGGUUGACGACCUCGAGAGGAGCUGUCACCUCUUUCCAGAUUUUGGUCCCAUCGCUCCCCGUGAAUGGACAAGUUCGACCGUCUUAGAUCUAUGCCCAUCAUUUUAUGUAAACCCAUAUGUAGACCGUCAUAUGUUCAAGCUUAUAUUCUAA